Messenger RNA from Varanus komodoensis (Komodo dragon), 1356 nucleotides. Its product is annotated as 2'-5'-oligoadenylate synthase 1-like. Gene Ontology annotation, biological process: negative regulation of viral genome replication; regulation of ribonuclease activity; defense response to virus. Gene Ontology annotation, cellular component: nucleoplasm; cytosol; membrane. Gene Ontology annotation, molecular function: 2'-5'-oligoadenylate synthetase activity; double-stranded RNA binding. The transcript is spliced from 5 exons. Bases 35 to 1102 code for a protein of 355 amino acids. The record is from RefSeq and is a predicted model, not a curated record. NCBI's taxonomy places the organism in Eukaryota, Metazoa, Chordata, Lepidosauria, Squamata, Varanidae.
CCUUCCUCCCGGCCGCGAGGGGAGGAGCGCGGCGAUGGGCAUCUUCUUUUCCAUCUUCGACACUUCCGUGGACCUUUACGAAGUCGAAGCCCGGGAGCUGGACAAGUUCAUCCACGACCGCCUCCAGCCCGACGAGGCCUUCCUGAGGCAGGUGCGCAAUGCCAUCCACAUAGUCUGCGAGUUCCUGAAGGCGAGAUGCUUCUCGGACGCCUCCUGCCCGAUCGACCCACGGCCCCGGGUGCUGAAGGUGGUCAAGGGAGGCUCCUCGGGCAAAGGGACAGCUCUGAAAGGAGGUUCGGAUGCCGACCUGGUGGUGUUUCUUGACAUCUUCAGAGGCUACAGAGACCAGGAAAGAGAGAGGAGCAAGAUCAUCCGGGAGAUUGAAAGAAGGCUCAGAGAAUGUCAGCAGCUUUUGAAUUCAGAUGUGUGCAUUGAGCGAACAAAGUACAAAAAUCCACGUGUUCUCACUUUCAAACUUCAGUCUUACUCUUCUGACGAUUCCAUUGAAUUUGAUGUGCUGCCAGCUUUCAAUGCUCUGGGCCACUAUAGGAAUGGCAGUAGGCCCGACCCCCAGGUGUACCUCGACCUGAUCCGGAGCAGCCGCGGCCAGGGCAGCCAGUUCUCCCCCUGCUUCACGGAGCUGCAGAGGGACUUCGUCAGAGAUCGCCCCCCCAAGCUGAAAAACCUCAUCCGGCUGGUGAAACACUGGUACAAGCAGCUGCCGGGCAGAAAGUCGCUGCCCCCCAAGUAUGCGCUGGAGCUGCUGGCCGUCUAUGCCUGGGAGCACGGAAGCCACGGAAACUAUUUUGACAUGGCGGAAGGGUUCCGGACGGUGCUCUGGCUCCUGCAGCAGUACAAGCAGCUCUGCAUCUUCUGGACCAGAUUCUACGACUUCGAGAACAGGGAGCUCAGGCAGUUCUUGCAGAGCCAGCUCCGGAAAUCAAGCUGCAAGUACCCUGGGAAGAGGACUCCUGCUGCGCCAUCCUGUGAGGGAAUCCCUUUCAGCCUCACGAUCGGAUUACGUUUUGUGGGUGUUCUGGGGAGAGCCCCUUACCUGGUUUCGCAAGUCAUUUCUGUGAAAAGGGACGGGGGGAUAUCUUGAGAUCAGGGUUUUGCUGUCUAAACUCAAAGGCCUAAAGCAUCUCCUGGGGUUUCUGUUAGUUGACACUUGAGCCGAGCACAGAAAUGGCGCUGGGCCAGCGACUGGACUGUGCCCCCCGCAUUCCAACUAGACCGCACCAGCAGAUUCCAGCCUGUGGGAGCGCAGUCGGAGCGCUUCUUCACCAAGGCCAAGUCAAGAAGGCGCCGUCCCCAGGAGGGGCUUGGCGGCAGAUUCAAAGGCAUGUGCCUGUCUCU